AACAAAUUACUACCUCCGUCUCACUCUCUUUGUUCACUUUUGACUUUUGGAACUGUUCAUCUAAGCACUUUGACUCAUCAAAUUCUCUCAAUGUGUAAGCCUAAAUAUAGUAAUGUGUGAUCUUGUUUGAUUUGUCUUAACAUAUAGAUUAUUAAUAUAUAAUUUCUAUAAUUUUUUAAUAUACAAAUUACAAGAUAAAAUAGAUUAAAGAAGUGUAUUGGAUGGUGUGCCAAAAGUAGUCCUCCCCAACCCUACCCGACCCAUCGUCUACGAACGACUCCUGCGUGUCGCCUUUCUUCAUCAUCUUCUCUGCGCUCCGUUGGAAUCUCAGUUCAUCCCCUCCGUUGACCGUUGGUAAGAUCUGUUCUUGUUCAACUUUAAUUCCUUAAUACUAGUACAUAUAUGUGCUUUAAUUGUUUUAAUAGCGUCUAUUUAACUAAUCGUUUUCUAAUAAUAUCAUUCAAAUUGCAAUGUUGUUUUAAAUAGCAUUUGACCAUCGAUUAUGCAAUAUGAAAUUGUUAUUUGACUUGUUUCUGCAGAUUUCAGUUUAUCUCUAGUGAUUUAUUUGAUUUUAAAAAUUCCACCAUUUUUUUUAAUGAUUUGUCCAUUGUUCAUUCAAUGUUUGAAGAACUGCACCUUCUAAGUUCGUUUGUAUCAUGAAAUUUGCCCUUUUGUGAUGGAUUGAGAUCGUUUUAAGCACACAAUGCGCGGGGACAAGAGGGUGGUUUUGCCUAGCCAUUCUCGAGUCUUCCUGGUGGUUGGUUAUGAGUUUUUCAAAGGCUUUCCGUAGUAUUAACCUUUUCAUUUACGAGGAGAAACAUGAGUCAGUGCUCUUCAAUAAAUUAAUGGUUUUCUGGGAUGUAAGUUCUAUUUGAACAACAGCUCUCACACACGCUUGUUUGAUUAUCAGGGAUAAGAAGAUAUGGUUGUGGUUCCCCCAAUCAUAAUGUUAUAAUUCACUUUAUUUAAUUUGUUUUCAUUCUGAUAUGCUCCCUUGGUCCCAAAUUUUAAAAGGUCACUCUCAUAGGACAUUUUAAAAAUGUGUUGAAAGAUCAAAGGUGUGGUUGAAAUUGAUAUGGAAGAGAGAAGUCACGAUGGCCAUGCAUUCCCUAGCUAAAAAAGAAAGAAGACUUGUAUUUUGGGAUGGACCAAAUUGGAAAGUGUGAUGUUUAUUUUGGGACUGAGGGAGCAACUGUUUUUAGUUUACCUUAUACUCUAUAUACAAAAAGAAAAUUUCCACUCAUACAUUAAAAUUUUACUUCAAAUCCUGAUGCAUGCUUUAUAUAUGAUAUAUUUUCAAGGGCUUGGAUACAACUGAGUGUUAUGUAGUGAUAUGUAUGCGGGGAGUGGAAGAUUUCAGGGUGGAUAUUUGGGGUAUUUGUGAAUAUUGGGAGGUUAUAACACGUUGGAAAGAUCUUUCAUCUGCAAAAAAUUUAGGCAUUUUUAAGAAAUUAUAUUUUAAUACAAUUUUAUUUUCCCUAUGGAGCUCAUGAGCAUGGAGCUUGUGGAGUGCUGCUUAACUCAAGGAUUGCUCUUUCCUUUGCUACUGGGAUAUGUUUUUGAGAGGGGGAAUUCAGGGUGGCAUUUUGGGUGUUUAUAUGUACUGGCAUGUUUACACACUCGGAAGAGCCUUUCAUCUGUAAAAUAUUAGGCAGGAUGAGGAAAUCUACUUUUAAAUCAAAAAUUUAUAGCUUUGGAGCAUAUGAGCAUGGAGCUUGUGGAGCGCUGCUCAAUUGGAGGGGUUGCUCGUUCGGUUUGCUCUAGAGUUUUUUGAUUUUGUGUAUAACUCUGCCAGUCAAAUACAAACUGAUAAGAAUUUAUAUACCAAUUUAUUACUCUGCAGGCUUUCAUGGUUAUGGGUUUUCACUUUAUUACUGUAUUUGUUUAGUCUUGCAGUGACCCCCCACAGUUGACGAUGAGUAGUCGUAUUUCUCGUUCAAUCUAUGUGGGAAACCUUCCUGCUGACAUCAAAGAAUAUGAAAUUGAAGAUUUGUUCCAUAAGUAUGGGCGUAUUUUGGACAUCGAACUGAAAAUUCCCCCUCGCCCUCCAUGCUAUUGUUUUGUAGAGUUUGAUCACCCCAAAGUUGCAGAGUCUGCUAUCAGGGGUCGAGAUGGCUACAACUUUGAUGGCUGUCGAUUGAGGGUUGAGCUUGCUCAUGGUGGUAGAGGCCCCUCAUCUUCAAGUGACCGUCGUGGUGGCUAUAGUGACCGGGGAAGUGGUGGUGGUGGUGGAGGUGGUGGAGGGCGCCAUGGCACUUCUCGCCAUUCUGAGUUUCGGGUUAUUGUGCGAAGUCUUCCAGAUUCAGCUUCCUGGCAGGAUUUGAAAGACCAUAUGCGAAAAGCGGGUGAUGUGUGCUUUGCUGAGGUUUACAAUGAGCGUGAAGGAACCUAUGGUCUGGUUGAUUAUACAAACUAUGAGGAUAUGAAAUAUGCUAUUCGGAAACUUGAUGAUACAGAAUUCAAGAACCCAUGGGCUAGGACAUACAUUCGGGUGAGAGAAUUCAAGCGCAAUUCAUCAAGGAGCAGGAGCCGCAGUAGGAGCCGCAGCAGGAGCAGAAGCAGGAGCAGGAGCCGCAGCAGGAGUAGAAGCAGGAGCAGGAGCCCAAGGAGGAGGAGGAGCAGGUCAGCCGACAAAUCUGAUUCAAGGUCGCCACGCUCACACUCUAAGUCUCCUUCACCCAUCAAGCCAUCACGACCUAUAUCCAGGUCAAGGUCAAGGUCUAGGUCAGGUUCUAAACCAAGAUCAGUUUCGGCUUCUCCUCGUCAGGGACAAGGAAACAGUGGCUGAUUGUCUGAGGAACAAGACUUUGUGUCUGGUUGAAUGCAGUAGGUUUUUUUUGCCUAAUCGUUGUGUGUUUGUUUAAGGCUGUCUUAACUUUAUCAAAUGGACCAUUGUUAGAAUUGUGACUCUACUGAGAUUGAGGUCUUUUCUGCUGGUCAACAUUUACUUUGUGUCAUCCUUUGGUGUCUGGUUGUUUAAGACUGGAGCUUUCUUGUCAUAAUUGGUGUUUUGGAUCUAUUUUCAUUGUAUGCCAUACAAUCUUUGGUUUUUCCUAUAUAAAAUUAGUCUCUUAUC
Messenger RNA from Cuscuta campestris, 3076 nucleotides. NCBI's taxonomy places the organism in Eukaryota, Viridiplantae, Streptophyta, Magnoliopsida, Solanales, Convolvulaceae. The record is from the annotation of a GenBank genome assembly.